This is a messenger RNA of Penicillium daleae, 810 nucleotides long. RefSeq lists its product as uncharacterized. Lineage: Eukaryota; Fungi; Ascomycota; Eurotiomycetes; Eurotiales; Aspergillaceae. The record is from RefSeq and is a predicted model, not a curated record. The transcript has a single exon. The coding region runs from base 1 to 810 and encodes 269 amino acids.
AUGUUCAGCCAUCUCCGCGCAAGCCGCCAAGUCGUUCUUCGACUAGCAAAUAGCCCCCUGCCUUCCAGCACCAAUGACAAUGGACGCCUAUUCUCAUUUGCCCUGGAAAUAUACCGCUAUUUCAUCCUUAGUAACAACAUCAUCCCCCACGGUUCUAUCACUUACCGAACUCUGCCUCAUGACCCAUUCCUCGAUGGUGUAUUCGGUACAAUGAGCCAUUUUGAUACGCAGGGAGUCAUCUUUGGCGACAGCCAUGGGUUGUUCCAAACUCUCCCCUGUAUAGCGGUUCUUGCCGCCCGACGUCUAACAGAGCAAACCCCCUCCCAGGCGAGCUUAGAGAUGCACGAAGCACUCCACAGCCGAAUAACAGAAUGGAAACCUCCCGAAUCUCCGGUUCCGGACCCAAAAUGGCAGUCACAACGAAAGGCAGCCUUGAAUCUCUGCCGUGAGGCUGUUCUACUCUACCUCGAGACGGCACUGGUCCCAGAUGCAUUGAGUAACACUUCAACUAUGACGAGAAUCCAAGGGUAUAUCGAUAAGAUCGUGCUAUACGCAGAUGAGGCCACCGGGUCCCCUUACGAGACCAUUUUUAUGGGUCCUCUGAUCAUCGCUGGCUCCUGCAUGGUGCAGCCGGAUCAACGAGAGCUACUCCAGGCUAGCUUGCGGUCCAACAGAUUCCACAUGCAGCACUGCUUACGGGCUGCUUCCCUUCUUGAAAAAGUCUGGAAUGACCCCAGUGGGCGUGUAUUUGGGCCAAGUGGGCUAGCCAUUAUCAUGCGGCGUCGUGGAAUUAAUCUGGGAAUUUCAUGA